CAAAAACGUCGACCCCAACCAAUGGGACCGUUUUAUUUUGGGGAUUUUGAGUUUUGGUAUUUUAUAGCCCGAAUCAUACAGUAAAACCAGUAAUUUUAUUAUCAUUUUCCAAUAUGAGUAAUUCAUAUAUAAAUCGUUCUAUUAGCUCAGACAGCAAAAAUGUGAAGGCUUUUAAUUUGCCAGAUAAAUGUUUCGAAAAGCGGGUAGCUUGUACAUGGAGAAGUGGAAAUAAACUUACAAUAUAUCCUCGGAGCCAGACUGUAAGCAAAACACCCACAGACACUAGCGGCGACAAGAUUAUAAACAUUCGACAGGAAGUCUUAUUAUUUACGCCAAUUUUGAGGAAACUGGUCAACGAGUCUAACGGCACAUACUUAUCUCUACAAAAGGCUGCCGAAGCGGCUAAAACAACCGACAAUCAAGUAGAAUUUUUGAAGCUCUCCCGCCAAUACCGCUCAAUCAUUCGUGUUUGUAUUGAGAGCCUUCAGGAAGCGGCUGAAAAGGAGACGGAUGGCAUUAAUAAGAACUCCUUGCUGUCCUAUAUAACAAUUUUUUACUCUGUUGAGUGUAUUUGGCAUUUGUGUGAGAUAUUAUUCAUUGAUAACAUUCCCGGUGAUGUGGUGUUGCCGUUCUUGUUGGAAUGGGUGAGAUUUCACUUUCCGUGCCAUGAGCAGAUCGCUGCUCAGCUGCUGGAGGCUUGUGAAAGGGGAUCCGAGGAUCAUCCGCAGUACUGGGACACGGUAGUGGGUAUGGUAGUGCAGGGGAGGGUCGAUGUGGCCAGAGCGCUGUUGAAAUUACAUUCGGCAACAGACACAAAUGAGUUUAAGCUCUUGGACAACUCUCUGAGGACUAUGCCAAUUUAUAGUGUUUACGCAGGAGCAUCAACAGGAGAGUUCACCAUCACUUGGAAGCACUGGCAGGCCGAGUGUCGCUCCAAGCUGGGGAGCCGCAUGUUCGCUUCCCAUCCAAAGUUGGAGCUUAUUAUGAAGCUCAUAAUUGGCGACUACAGUGCAUUUGAGUCGAUCCGUGACAAGUACAACUCCUGGUUCGACCUGCUCGGUGGCUGGGUGCUAUACACCGCGCCCUGGGCUCGCAGACACGAGCUGAGCUCCGCGGCGGCAGCCUGUGCAGGCAUGAGGUCUGCUCCGUCCCGGACUCAUUUAGAUGUGAUACUCCGAGCGUUGCUCGAUGGGGAUUUACAUCAGGUGAUCAGCGAAAUUCAACAAAUAUCAGACAACGGCUGGUUCGCGACUCAUCUCACAGACAUGCUGUACCACUGUGGCAAAUUGAAGAUAUUGGACAAACAUCAGACCGAUGUCACAAACCUCCUUCGAGACAGCCUGGUCCUAGAAUACGGAUGUCUGCUAAUGGAACACCAGUCGUUAUGGUCUGUUGGUCUCUCGUACCUGGUCUCCUGUCCCCCCGAGGGUCCGAGGCGGGCGGAGCUCAUGCUGGAGCGGUUACCGAUCACAACCGAAGCCAAAGCUAUGAGAGUGGUCGCGGAAGCUAAGAAAUAUGGUCUUCUCGGUGUUGCCCAGUCGGUGUGCACGUGCGCGGGCGCGCGCGCGCUGUGCGGCGGGCGCGCGGGCGGCGCGCUGUGCUGGGCGCUGCGCGCGCGCAGCCCCGCGCUGUGCGCGCGCGCCGCCGGCGCCGCGCUCAGGGCCUACACGCAGGCGGAGGGCAAUGCAACACUCCCCGCCUCGGAUUUACUGCUGACAGCCGGUGCCUCGAUGUUGUUGGCGGACGAGCUGCUGUUCCUCAGCAAAUACUGCGACUUCCACAGACUGUACAAGAACAGGGAGUUCAAGAAGGCGGCUAAGCUUCUGGUGUCUCUAAUCACAUCCAACAUAGCUCCGGACUAUUUCUGGGAGACCUUACUCCUGGAUUCCCUCCCACUGUUGGAGUCAGACGAGCCAAUCUUCUCGUCAUCAGACACAUUCGAGAUAAUGCAGUGCCUAGAAUUAAAGUCCAAGGACCUCGCUGGAGAGAAGGCGGACCUGCUGAGGUUGGCAUUAUCCAGAAACCUUGCCAGGACGCUGUUAGAGGAUGUUGAGAAAGAAGAAUAGUUUUAAGUGUAAAUGUGAUUGGGUGAUUAAUUGUUUGUGGUUAUACGAAGUGACUCACAACCGUGCUUAGUGAUAUGUGUACAUAAAACCAUGUCUCUUUAUUCUGGGCAAGAAGCGAUACUUGAUAGUAGUAUACAUUUUAUAUCAUCCACAAAAAAAA
Molecule: messenger RNA, 2226 nt
Organism: Amyelois transitella
Lineage: Eukaryota; Metazoa; Arthropoda; Insecta; Lepidoptera; Pyralidae
Gene: Nup75
Product: nuclear pore complex protein Nup85
Exons: 9
Coding region: 114-2066 (650 amino acids)
Biological process (GO): mRNA export from nucleus; protein import into nucleus; positive regulation of DNA-templated transcription
Cellular component (GO): nuclear pore outer ring
Molecular function (GO): structural constituent of nuclear pore
Source: RefSeq, a predicted model, not a curated record